CAUGCGCGGCGCCGGCGACGUAUCCACCACCCCAAACCCAGGACACACAGCAAGAACGCUAAUCCUCCCAGCACGCCACGUUGAAGCUCCGACUAAAAUAGCCUUUGACCAACCUGGCCACUCUGGGUCGGCAGUUACGCUUCUCCUUCCACCUCCCCGACCUCAGAAACCUCAGAAACGUGAAUCGAGGAGAUUGAUAAUGUCCAACAACAGCGGGCUGCCUCAAGAACUGUUUGACCAAAUCAUCGAUCAUCUCGGGGAUGAAUAUAUCCAGAGCCUCAAAUCCGACCAGCGCUCCUCUUCCACUCAAGCUUGUAGAAGGAAUCUCAUCUCGUGUGCCCAAGCGUCGUCCUUGUUCUAUCCCCGAGCAAGCUCCUUCCUUCACUCCAAGGUCUAUCUAUCUUUUCAAGGCUCUCCCACUGAUUUCUCCAAAAGAAUGUCUACUCUUGCCGACAUUAUGCUUUUACGAACAAGUAAAACAGGAUUAAUGACAGGAAUUGCCCCUCAUAUCCGAGAGUUCCACGUCUCGGUUGAGGGCUUAUUCUUUGGGGCAUUGAGCAACACUCGGGCCUUUGGCGCGCUCGACGACGAUAAUCUCGCCAUCGUCCUCGACAGGCUUCAUUCCAGGGAUCACGGCCUCGCCAAAUUCCAUUUGGUGAUGAACUCGGCAGCCAGUGUGAUCCGAUGGAGCGAUUUGUCCCCCAAGUUCCGAAGAGCAUUCCGCGAUCUCACUGUAUCCCCUCACCUGACUUCCCUUGUGAUUGACGCCCCAUUUUGCGACCUUCCUACUUCGCUUCUGGAUGGCACGAGCAUUAUCGAUCUGCGACUGGAGCAAUUGCUCGGCAGUGGUGGUUCACCAGUGGAUUCAGGAGUCGAUGACCGUGCAGAAGAUCUCAGGCCACCUCAAAUCCAACUCUUUCAUACAAAUCAUGGGUUUUCGAUUGAUCUUGACCCACUCACGUCCCCGUUAUUGCACCUGAAGGAUUUUACAACAACUGGUAUUAUUCUGGAUCAACACCUUCACACAGAGACGAUCCUGAAGUUGGCCAGUGAAUCUCUUGAACGAGUCAAUCUCGAAUACUCCGACGAGUUUCCAUUGCCAUCGCUCGACCUGAGCAAGCUUCGACACCUCCGAGACCUCUCCAUCAUCCAGCGACUCAACGAGAUGUACGUACAGCCUUACGAAAGCGUGAAUUACCCGCCUAUAACGAAUACAUGCGCCUUCCUUGAGGGCAACGCUGCGCCAGUGGACAACCUCGUCGAACUGAAGCUCAGGUUCCUCAUUCAAGGAAACAAUGUCGAACCCGACUUUCUGACACUGUUCAACGCCGAGUCCCAGGUCACACAACCCUCUUCCGAAUUUCAGUGGGAGAGAUUGGAUCGGAUUUUAACAACUGCGACUCGGUUUCCGUCUUUGAAAAUGUUCCACCUGGAACUACGGCUCGGGAUUGACCUCGAUGACGAAGAGUUCCCAUAUUUCGACCCGAAAGUGUUCUUCCAAGCAGCGGAGACGCAUCUCAGGGCCGCUCUUCCUCGGAUAGCCUCCUUUACUAACAUAGCAUUGACUUUAAAAGUGCACGGAACACUGUAUCAGACGAAAGCUCUGGACUAUGUUGGGCACAUGGAGAUGGGGUCUGGUGGUGGGCACGAUGAAUUACCACCUUUAAUGGAUUA
Cyclocybe aegerita is the source of this 1674-nucleotide messenger RNA. The record is from the annotation of a GenBank genome assembly. Lineage: Eukaryota; Fungi; Basidiomycota; Agaricomycetes; Agaricales; Hemipholiotaceae.